AGGAGCAAACAGCCCUUAGUUGAAGAGACGUGUUGAACUGUUUAGCAUCAACACCAUCACUGUACGUCUGCCUGUAGCUCCUACACCUCAACAGAAUGAAAUUAUCUCUUGUUUUAGCGACGGUAUUGGCAGUUGGCCUGGUCAUGGGUCCGGUGAAGGCACAUCGAGAUGGACAUGGAUACGGCCGGGGAGGUAGCAAGGGCCACCAUGAUAAGCAUGAGUAUAAGGACUGUAUAACUCCCUUGUGUCAAUCAGCCAACGCUGGGUUAAAUACUUGCCAAGAUUGUCUCUGGAAAUUUUCGUGCAUAUUAAAGCACAACUGCAUAACAGACGGGACAGACUGCAACACCAUGGAUUCCACCGCCGUUGGCACCAUGAGGAGCUGCUUAACAGAACUGGUUCCUUCGAUUGGUUCUUGUUUCGCCUGAGUAGAAGCCGACCGACACACGCAGACGGAAAUGAACAAACAGCUUUGUUGCCACCUCCCUCAGGUUUAUACAGUAGCGUUCUUUAGCAAGGUAAUGGAAUGGCAUUUGUUGGGUGCAACUGUGCCUUUUCAUAGUUCUGUCUGAACGAGAUGUGGUUUGUACAUCAUUAUGGUGUAAUAAAAUGCAUGGUCAGAUUGAAA
This is a messenger RNA of Penaeus indicus, 628 nucleotides long. RefSeq lists its product as uncharacterized. The transcript is spliced from 4 exons. The record is from RefSeq and is a predicted model, not a curated record. The coding region runs from base 96 to 428 and encodes 110 amino acids. NCBI's taxonomy places the organism in Eukaryota, Metazoa, Arthropoda, Malacostraca, Decapoda, Penaeidae.